Malaclemys terrapin pileata is the source of this 6800-nucleotide messenger RNA. It is a transcript of the gene LFNG, whose product is annotated as LFNG O-fucosylpeptide 3-beta-N-acetylglucosaminyltransferase. NCBI's taxonomy places the organism in Eukaryota, Metazoa, Chordata, Testudines, Emydidae. Gene Ontology annotation, biological process: regulation of Notch signaling pathway; pattern specification process. Gene Ontology annotation, cellular component: Golgi membrane. Gene Ontology annotation, molecular function: O-fucosylpeptide 3-beta-N-acetylglucosaminyltransferase activity. The coding region runs from base 3101 to 4249 and encodes 382 amino acids. The transcript is spliced from 8 exons. The record is from RefSeq and is a predicted model, not a curated record.
ACAUCAAAACCCCAAGCUGCAGAAAUAAUGUUUAGUCAUGAGUUUGGGAUUCGGUUACUGUAUUUGUUUGGUUUGAUGUCUAUUAAAAUAAGGCUUCUCUGAGGUUUUUUUUGAUGGCUCCCUCCUCAGACUCUCUCUGUGCCAUGCAAAACAAACCCAUGUCUAAAGGCUUCCUGUGCAUCCCCCUACACCAGGAAUAUGAUUAAAGGGUUGAGCAGAGCAAUGCAUAUCAUAAAUAUGGGGAAAUGCAAACAGUCAUGCUUGCCUUGGAAAAUAUUCUCCCUGCCUUCGUCUCUGUUGGUAUCAGUAGCAUUGUUUACACAGCAUCAGAGCUGAACAUGGCAUAAAACAGUGAACGGGACAAGGUCCAUUCCCCAAAAAGCUGUAGUCCAUUAUUAUUUGUAUUAUGGUGGUGCCUACAGACCCCAGGCAAACUCAGUCCCCUUGUGCUAGGCACAGUGCAAAUACACUGAGAAACAAACCCAUGUACCCAGCCAGUAAUAGUUCCAGGGAGGAUUAUGAUAACUAAACACCAGUAACAAUACUUUACAUGACACUUUUCAUCCAUAGAUCUCAAAGAGCUUCACAAAGAAGGAUCAUUGUCCAGAUGGGGAACUGAAAGCACAUAGCUGCACUGGAAUAUGUUUGCUAAAAUGUCCCACCAUCUCAGCUCCACUGUGUAUGCAGAGCUCCAGGUGGCAGUUGGUGUUCGAAGCACCAGGUCAUCUAUCCUCGCUCAGAGCAGGAGAACAUGACAUGGUUAAAAUGCCAGUGGGCACCAUCUAUGCUAGCUCUCCUACAGUAAAGUGGAGCGGAGACAGUGGGGAAUCACAGCAAAUAUCCUAGUACAGACAGGACCCAGAGAGGUUAACCUGUGAUUUUUCCCAGGCUCCCAUAGGCAAGAAUGGGAACAAACUCCUGAUUCUCAAUUUGAUCAAUAUAAAAUUAAGUGGUGGUGGGGGGUAGGGAGGGGUUAGUACUGCCAGCCUUAGAAGAGGCCGGUGAGAAACUUUACAGUAUGAAUUGAGUAUGUGAUCUGGGUGGUCCGCUUCAUGGUAACCUCUUGGAUACAGUUGUGAGAAAACCCCACUGUGCCCAAUCCUGCUUUGGUCUCUGCUAAUCAGUGUCCCUGUGCAUUGACUGUUCUGCCUGCCAUAAUAAAUCAGGCAGAAAUUGAAAAGUGGGGGAAAUAGAAACCAAAGAGGUAAUUCAAUUUAUAACAAGGUUGUUCCUGUUUGGUUUGGUCACACUACACAGCCAUGUAGAAGUCCCAGAUCAACACACAGCUUUAGAAUCUCAGGGUCUGGGGCCAGCAAUAGCUGGACAGAAGCCAGGGCAGGCAAUGCUGACAACGCCUGCACAAGGAAGCAGGGAACAGUUCCCCAGAGAAAGAUACUGUAGAGCUUCCAUUCAGUUAAAGAUAUUGCCAUGCGUGAGUGGAGGAGGAUGGUGAGUCUGGGAUACGGAGGGAAUGAAUAGGGCUGUACAGACACUAUUCAACAUCACCACAGAGAUCAUGAGGAUGAAGGUACCUUUGUGAAAUAACAGCAAGUGUAGAGGCAAGGAGGAAAGAAUCACUGGAGGCUAGAGACAGCUGAAAGUGGGUGGCAAGGGGAUUGCUCAGACAGAGACAGUUUGGUAAAGGCUGCAUUGGUGUACCACAUGCAAAGUAGAGAAGGCAAUUUCUUCACUGCCUACCCUGAGAUGCCUCAACGGAAUAAUGUAUCUAGAAACUUUGAGAAAUGCCCCCUAUGAUAAUAUUACAUAAUUCCUGAGCUCAGCUGACAAAGCUAAGUCGAUUGGGCAAUACAGCUGGCUCCGAGACUGAUUUUCACACCUUUCUUCUGCAAAUGUAUAACCAUUAGAGAUGAGCUCCAGCAGCAACAUUUGAAUCUGGACUUUGAAAGCUCUACAUUUCAAAGGUAUUCAGAUCAGGAGUUUGGUUUAGUCCAUUUAAAGAGAGAAUCCAUUUGCAAAAUUUGGAUCUGGCUCCAAGUUUACAUUUUUAAAACCUCCUACAUUUAGGGGUGCUCAAAUCUGGGGAUUUGGCACGUGCUCAUUGCUACAUUACUAUUAUUUCAACACCAAGAAGAGUGCUAGGAACGUUACAGAACAAAUAGCAAGACAUGGUCUACACCCCAAGGAGUUUACACCCUAAGGCCCUGAUCCUGCAAUCGGAUCUGCUAGUGCUGAAGGGUGGGCUCUGCUCCACCCAGGUUGGGGAUGGGGGAAGAGGGGUCUGUGAGAGUAGAUCUGAGGGUGGGAUCAGGAGCUAGCGUUAAUGAUGUGACAAGCAGGGAAGGGAUGGGGUGGGGAAGGAUAAGGAUUACAGUAAGAGGCUCACAUGGUGAUUUAGGGUAGAUGUUUGCAUAUCUUGAGGCUACAAUUUAAAGUAGUUUAUUAAUAAUAAUACUAUUAUUAUCAUUAUGCUUAUUAUCUGGCUCACUUCUUGGGGGUGUAUAACACUCCUUGUAUUAGGUGACAUGUAUGUACAAGCACUGUGCAUAGGGCUGGAGUUUCUGGACCAUGCCCAUGAAAUACUCUGCCUUAAAAAUGGCAUUGCCAGGAGAGAAAAAGCUCUUGCAACAACCUUCCCCCUCCAGCUCAGCACCUCGGCGCUGGUCUGUAAACACCCACUCAGCGCAGCUCCUGCUUUGUCUCCGGACCAGCCUCCCAACCUGCCCGGUGUAUAAGGGAGAACUUGGCAAUGGCCGGGCUAGUACCGCGGCGUCUGCUCCCAGCCCCCUGCAGCGCGCCCACGUGGGAGACUCGCCGCCAAAGAAGAACGAGCCCAAAGGACAGUAGCUACGUUCUGAGCCCGCCCCUUUAGGGGCGCGGCCUGGGAGAGCCCCGCCCCUCCAAGAAAGCCUGGCAUAGGAGUUCGGCCUGGGGGCGUGGGGAGAGGAGUUUUUAAAUUGCUGCUGCCGCUGAGCUGCGGGCGGACUGGGGCAGUCGCUGCACAGAGCCGGGCAUAGCACCAGGCGGUGACACCUGCCAGGGAUUAGCGAGGCCGCUGAUCUGGAAGUCACCCGGAGCGGUAUUGGCAGAGUCGCUUCAGUCCAGCUGUGUGCAGCCUUGAGCCGCGUAAGGGGUUGGUAAGAUGCUGAAGAGCUGCGGAAGGAAACUGCUCUUGUUCCUGGUCGGGUGCAUGUUCACCUGCCUCUUGGUCCUGAUGGCGGAUCAGCAGAAGCGGCAGGUGGAGGACCUGGGAGGAGAAGGGGGCCGGCGAGCUUUGCAGAGCUUGGCGAGCCCGGGUGAGCCGGAGGGCCUGCCCCGCCAGCCGCAGCGGCCGGAGGGCGAGCCCGGCUUGGCCCCCCGAGAAGUGAAGAGCUUCACCGAUUACUUCAGCAAGCUGAGCCGGGGCAGGCGGGAGGCGCAGGACGCCGGCAGCCUGGCCCCGCGCCGGGAGGGGACCCCGAGGCCGGCCCUGGAGGACAUCACCGCCCAGGAUGUCUUCAUCGCGGUGAAGACCACCAAGAAGUUCCACAAGGCCAGGCUGGAGCUGCUGCUGGACACCUGGAUCUCCCGGAACAGAGACUUGACCUUCAUCUUCACCGAUGGGGAGGAUGAAGAACUGAAGAAACGCACAGCCAAUGUCAUCAACACCAACUGUUCCGCCGCCCACAGCCGCCAGGCUUUGUCUUGCAAGAUGGCCGUGGAAUACGACAAGUUCAUCGAGUCCGGGAGAAAGUGGUUUUGCCAUGUGGAUGAUGAUAACUAUGUGAAUGUCCGGACCCUGGUGAAGUUGCUGUCUGGCUACCCCCACACACAGGACAUCUACAUCGGCAAACCUAGUCUGGACCGACCCAUUCAAGCCACAGAGAGGAUCAGUGAGAACAAGAUGCAUCCUGUUCAUUUCUGGUUUGCCACUGGGGGAGCAGGUUUCUGUAUUAGUCGCGGGCUGGCGCUGAAGAUGAGCCCGUGGGCGAGUGGGGGUCAUUUCAUGAGCACAGCAGAGAAGAUCCGCCUGCCAGAUGACUGUACCAUCGGGUACAUCAUAGAGUCCGUGCUAGGAGUGAAGCUUAUCCGGAGUAAUCUCUUCCACUCCCACCUGGAGAACCUCCACCAGGUGCCCAAGACAGAGAUUCACAAACAGGUGACGCUGAGCUAUGGCAUGUUUGAAAACAAGAGGAAUUCCAUCCACAUGAAGGGAGCUUUCUCCGCUGAUGAGGAUCCAUCCAGGUUCCGCUCCAUUCACUGCUUGCUGUACCCAGACACGCCAUGGUGCCCCCUGAAUGUGGUGUACUAGGAGACGCAUGUCCCCGUCAACCUCGUCCCAAGUUUCCCUGGUAUCCAAAGGGCUUGUGGGACCUGUAUGUGUGCAUGUGAUUUCCCUGCUGCGAGGCGAAUGGUUAUUAUUGCUGUGAUAAUGCACAGUGUGUGUGGUUUAUAGGCUGCUGUGCGGCCCCUCAUCUCCCCUGCAGGUGGGGAGAGCAGAUUUUUGGAGUGCUGUCUGCCUCCUCCUCUGACAGGCCGGGGGUACGUGGGAAAGGCUAGGUCCUGAGCACUUACACGUGUGGCCCAGGGCCAGGCUGGCUUGUGAAGGGUAAGUGUCCUGAACACCAGCCUGCGUGGCUCUACGUGUUGCUUUGCAGUGUUUGCAAUUCUCAUAGAAUGUAUGUGGAAUAAGUGUGUGCCCUGGGCCAGGUCUUUACUGCCAUGGCUUUCUUUUUCCGCUGGAAUUUUACUCUCUAUCCCAUUCUGCCCAACCCUCACUCCCUUCUCUUCCUGCUUCCCAUAAACCCAAGCUGCUUUAUUCCACUACCUACCCACCCCUUCACUUUCUCCCCGAACCCUUCAUCCUUCGGCUCCGGAUACUGUUUCAGAUGAAGGUUCAUUGAUAAUAGUUGUGGUGGGAGGGGGGGGUUAAUUCCACCCCUCUGCUCCCCUUUCUUGCUCCCCUUCUAUGCUGGCUGUAUUUUGGGGGGAACAGGGGAAGUUUGCUGGCUCCUGGGGCAGUUCUCUGGACACAUUGGAGCCGAGUCCAGGAAAUGCCCUGGAGGAAUUUUGUACUUUGUGGUGUUUAGAGCUGGACUCUCAGAAUCCCAGAUCACUGUAGCACUGAAGGGAGACAGGCUGGGAGAAGAGGAGCAAGGAGAGGGGUUGGUGGUGGAAGCCGAGAAUCAAUGUUAACUCUGUUCACUGGAGUUCCCUAUGCCUCGCUGAAAUAUUUUCAGUACUAUAAAGCUAUGCAGUAUUUAUAUAGGAUAAUUUAAAGACAUUUAUAAAGGGGGUGGGGGGGGUUGCAAAGAGAUGCAUACAUGCUGUGUCCAUGUUUAUGCUAUAUUUAUAUGGAGACAUAAUGUCUCCCUUCAGUGCAAAGUCUCUGCCCACUUACCCUUGCCUCUGGAGCAUCUUCGCGGAGGGGAAAAAGUGCUACACAUAUUUUGUCCCUAACACUAGUGUCUAUCAGGGCCAAUUAACGUAUGUAGAAUGCACUGUCUAUACCAAUGAAUACUUCAGGUUCAGUGGAGCGAAAACAUUCAGGCUGGGUCUGUCCGGGGGCAUUAGGUGCUCAGGCAGAGGGUGAAUAAAGAGUAUUGGGAGGAUUGCCAUUAAGGGUCCGAUGUGGGUGUCCCACUGGUGCAAUUCCACUGGCUACAAUGGAGUUAGUCCCAUCGCUAUUGUGAGAUCAGCAGUAGGCCCUGAACGCAUAAGUCUUUGCCACAGCUAUUGGUCCCAUUCACCACUGAGCUUGAGGGGAGGAGAGAAGUUGGGCAAGCAGCUGUCAAGAAACACCCCUUUCUCCCAAGCACCAUUUCUGGGCUGGCCCAGUAGCUAGGGGCCUGUUGGAGACUCAAGGUAGAUGCUGGAUCAUGGUUGCUAGCCUGCUGAACGCAAUGGGAGUCAGAAGCUUGAAUCCCUGUGAGGAUCUGGGCCUUAGUGCUGUGGAAGCUCUGUACUAAGGGCUGGUCUACACUAGGGGGUGGGAUCGAUCUAAGAUACGCAACUUCAGCUACGCUAUUCGUGUAGCUGAAGUCAAAGUAUCUUAGUUCGACUUACCUGGCCAUCCUCAUGGCGGCAAGUCGACCGCCGCGGCUCCCCCGUCAACUCCGCUUACUCCUCCUGCCGAGGUGGAGUACGGGCAUCGAUUCGGGGAUCGAUUUAUCACAUCCCCGAUAGAUCGAUUACUAUCCGGCGGGUAGUGUAGACGUGGCCUUAGCAUCUGGGAAAAGGAGCGCAUUGCACUGCUCAACAGUGCCCCCUCUGGUCAAUGGAGGAUCAGCAGCUGAAGGGAGACAACUGUAGUUCGCUGCAUAACCUGCUCCAGUGGACAGACGCUCCUGGCUUGUGCAAAUCCCCUGCUCCUGCACUAACAUUGACCUAAGCCUUCCUCGCCCAGUGGGUGAGGGCUAAUUGUUCUCUGCAUGGAUAAGUGGGCAAAGGCAGAAUGUAUGUUUCCAAUGAGAGGCUGAGUGAAAAUGGCCCAUAAUGGGUGCGUCUGUAAAUAUCUUAUUGCAACAGUAAUUUUUUUUUACUGUGCUGUUUUUUUUGUUCAUUGAGAAUGAUCUAGGGUUGAAAUUUUUUUAUACAUUUUCUGUGGAUCGGAAAAAAAAAAAAACCUUCUGAGAAUCUGUUUGAAAAUGAAAUUGAAAUGUCUUCUAACGAUCACUUACCUUAAUUUAUGUGUUCCAGUAUCUGGAACGUCACUCUCUGCUUUUCAUAACUAGUAUGUGUUUAAAAGAAAUAGAUUGGAAAAGAAAUGACACGUGUUCUCAGGGAAUUACACCCGAUAGUUACCAUGGAAACCCUGUGGUAGCCAUCAUUCUUUGCUUUCAAUAAAGCAGCUUAUUUGUUGA